AUGAAUGAAGUUCCCGCUUACGUCCUCGCCACGCUGCUGUUGGUCGGAUCGAGUGCGGCACAAUCAGUUUGCCCUGGUACAGAGAACAAGCUGAGCACUCUGUCCGACUUGGACCAGCAGUACCGCACCCUGAAGAAGCUCUACGAGAACUGCGAAGUCGUCAUGGGCAACCUGGAGAUCACCAACAUCGACCGCAACCGCAACCUCUCCUUCCUCAAGUCAAUCAGAGAGGUGACCGGCUACGUGCUGGUGGCUCUGAACCAGUUCGACUACCUGCCGCUGGAAAACCUCCGGAUCGUCCGCGGCAACAAACUUUACGAGGGCCGCUACUCCCUCGCCAUCUUCCUCAACUACAGGCGGGACGGGUACUACGGUCUGAGGCAGCUGGGCCUUCAUAACCUCACAGAGAUACUGAAUGGGGGUGUUUAUGUUGACCAGAAUAAAUUCCUUUGCCACGCGGACACCAUCCACUGGCGAGACAUCAUCAGGAACCCCCAGGCUGAGCUGCUGGUGGUGCCGUCCAACAACAGCAACUUGGGAUGCAGACGAUGUCAUCGCACGUGUAACGGACGCUGCUGGGGCCAUCAGGAGGACCAGUGUCAAACCUUGACGAAGACGGUGUGUGCAGAGCAGUGUGACGGUCGAUGCUUUGGGCCCUACGUCAGCGACUGCUGCCACCGCGAGUGUGCCGGCGGAUGCUCGGGCCCCAAGGACACGGAUUGCUUCGCCUGCACCAACUUCAACGACAGCGGCGCGUGCGUGACCCAGUGCCCUCAGCCGUUUGUGUACAACCCCAUGUCUUUUCAGUUGGAGCACAACCCAAGAGCCAAGUACACCUACGGAGCCUUUUGUGUCAAGAAGUGUCCGCAUAACUUUGUGGUGGACCACAGCUCCUGUGUCCGAGCUUGCCCCAGCAACAAGAUGGAAGUGGAGGAGAACCGCAUCAAGAUGUGCAUCCCCUGCACGGACAUCUGCCCCAAAGUGUGCGACGGCAUAGGGACGGGCAGCCUGCAGACGGCUCAAACCGUGGACGCCAGCAACAUCGACAAGUUUGUCAACUGCACCAAAAUCAACGGCAACUUAAUCUUCCUCAUCACCGGCAUCAAAGGUGACAUGUAUCACGGCAUUGGACCUUUGGACCCUGAACGCCUCAAUGUGUUCCGCACCGUGAAAGAGAUCACAGGUUUCCUCAACAUCCAGGCCUGGCCUGAGAACAUGACAGAUCUGAGUGUUUUCUCCAGCCUGUCCACCAUCGGAGGCAGAUCGCUCUACAGUGGAAAUGUUAUUUCUCUGCUGAUCCUGAAGCAGCGUUGGAUCUCCUCCCUCCAGUUUCAGUCCCUUGAUGAGAUCAGCGCCGGCAAUGUCUACAUCUUAAACAACAGCCGCCUGUGUUUCUACAACACGGUCAACUGGACGUCGCUCUUCAGGACGUCAAGCCAGAAAGUCCUCAUCCGCAACAACAGGGAUCCAAAGGAAUGCUCUCUGCAGCAGAUGGUGUGUGACCGGAUGUGCUCGGACGAAGGUUGCUGGGGCCUGGGGCCCGACCAGUGUCUCUCCUGUCGAUACUUCAGCCGUGGCCGCACCUGCGUGGAGUCCUGCAACCUCUUUGAUGGGGAUGUGCGCGAGUUUGCCAAUGGCUCCUUGUGCCUGGAGUGUGAUAGCCAAUGUGAGAAGAUGGAUGGAAACACCAUGACGUGCUUUGGACAGGGCCCGGACCAGUGUGUAAAAUGUCUGCACUUCAAAGACGGACCGAACUGCGUGGAGAAGUGCCCCGACGGGUUGCAGGGAGCCAACAGUUUCAUCUUCAAAUACGCCAAGGCCAACAAUGAGUGUCAUCCCUGCCAUGCCAACUGCACCCAGGGGUGCGUCGGACCAAGGCUUCAAGAUUGCGUCGGGAUGAUGGACAGGACACCUCUAAUAGCAGCUGGCAUCAUCGGGGGUCUAUUCAUCAUCGUCAUUCUGGCGCUCAGCGUCGCCGUGUACGUCCGCCGCAAAAGCAUCAAGAAGAAGAGGGCCUUGAGGCGCUUCCUGGAGACAGAGCUGGUGGAGCCUCUGACCCCCAGUGGAACUGCACCCAAUCAGGCUCAGCUGCGGAUCCUGAAAGAGACUGAGCUGAAGAGGGUCAAGAUUCUGGGUUCGGGAGCUUUUGGAACCGUCUACAAGGGCAUCUGGGUCCCAGAAGGUGAGACGGUGAAGAUCCCUGUGGCCAUCAAAAUCCUCAAUGAGGCCACCGGUCCCAAAGCCAACGUUGAGUUCAUGGAUGAGGCCCUGAUCAUGGCCAGCGUGGAACACCCCCACCUGGUGCGUCUGCUGGGCGUCUGCCUGAGCCCCACCAUCCAGCUGGUGACGCAGCUCAUGCCGCACGGCUGCCUCCUCGACUACGUGCACGAGCACAAGGACAACAUUGGCUCGCAGCUGCUGCUCAACUGGUGUGUCCAGAUCGCCAAGGGUAUGAUGUACCUGGAGGAGAGGAGGCUCGUCCACAGGGACCUGGCCGCCCGGAAUGUGCUGGUGAAGUCGCCCAACCACAUCAAGAUUACCGACUUUGGCCUGGCGCGGCUGCUGGACGCUGACGAGAAGGAGUACAAUGCGGACGGGGGCAAGAUGCCCAUUAAAUGGAUGGCUCUGGAAUGCAUUCACUACAGGAAGUUCACCCAUCAGAGUGACGUGUGGAGUUAUGGCGUGACCAUCUGGGAGCUGAUGACAUUCGGAGGCAAACCGUACGACGGCAUCCCCACGAGAGAAAUCCCGGACAUCCUGGAGAAAGGAGAGCGACUGCCGCAGCCGCCCAUUUGCACCAUCGACGUCUACAUGGUCAUGGUGAAAUGCUGGAUGAUUGACGCAGACAGCAGACCUAAGUUCAAGGAGCUUGCUGCAGAGUUCUGCAGAAUGGCCCGCGACCCUCAGCGAUACCUGGUCAUCCAGGGAGACGACCGCAUGAAGCUCCCCAGCCCCAACGACAGCAAGUUCUUUCAGAGCCUCUUGGACGAGGAGGACCUGGAUGACCUGAUGGACGCCGACGAGUAUCUGGUGCCUCGGGGUUACAACAUGGCUCCUCAGUCACAUACCGCCAGACCUCGAGUUGACUCCAACAGAAACCAAUUUGGUUAUCGAGACGGUGGUCCAAACCCUGCAGAGGGCUCUUUGGUCGGCGCUCAGGCCAGUGUGGGCCAGGAAGCAGCGACGGGGUCCGGUCCGGCCCUGGAGGACCAGCGGUGUAACGGCAGCCUGCAUAAAAAGAGCCUAAGCAUGACCGGAGGAGAGGACAGUGGGGGCCAGAGGUACAGCGCUGACCCCACAAUCUUCCUCGGGGAGAGGGCGUCCAGAGGCGACACUGACGAGGACGGAUACAUGACUCCCAUGAAGGACAAGAACUCCUCAGAAUACCUGAAUCCAAUUGAGGAGAAUCCGUUUGUCACGCGACGUAAAAAUGGUGAGAUCCACGCCUUGGAUAACCCCGGCUACCACAGCACACCGAACAGUCAGCCCAAAGGAGAGGAUGAGUACAUCAAUGAGCCUCUUUACCUCAACACCUUCCAUACCCCUGCUGAGCUCGGCCUGGAAGCUCUGAGAAGAAAUGGGCUGCCCCUUCCCGCCCCAUCUUCUAUCUCAGCCACGACCUCAGGCUCCCACCUUCCGCUCACCAUCCAGACAAGUCUGCCACACUACCCUCUCCCCACGGCCCAGCCCUCUCCAUCUGCUCUACCCUGCCACCACGGCCCACCGACCCACAUCCUUCAUCCUCACCACACCAUCAAACCAACCGGACAACCUGGCAAUCCAGGUGGUGGCUCCGCCGCUCAGAGCCAAACGGGAGCAAAUGCCCAAACCCAGGUGUGCCAGUCCGGCACCCUGUCUACUCCGGCCACCAUAGGACACAGCAGCCUGCCAGCCUAUCAGAGCCUUGGAGCAAUGCACCCUGGCAGCAUGCUGAAGCAUGGAGGACAGCUGUCAAGUAAAACCAGUGGGAAGAAGCUCAAGGUGACCUUCGACAAUCCAGAAUACUGGCAGCACAGCUUGCCUCCCAAAUCAUCGAACCAGGCGGCGCCCGAUGGAGCCCAGGGUGGUUCCACGAAUGCCAAACUGUUCUACAAACAGAACGGACACAUACGGCCGGUGGUAGCUGAGAACCCUGAAUACAUGUCAGAGUUCUCCCUAAAACCUGGCACCGUCUUGCCGCCUCCGCCUUACCGACAGCGGAACACUGUGGUCUAGAUCUUACCACUUGACGAACUUUCCUCAAUAUGUCUAGCCUCCGACAACCCUAACGUCCUCUUUGGGUCCUACGCAGAAGAGAUGACACGCCACCAGACUCUUGAAAUCGUGCACCAUGUGCUGUAGACUGUAGCAACAUCAGAACAAGGGUGGACCGAACUGUCCAACCAACGAGACCCAACUUAGACUCAUGCGCCUCCACACUAUAUCCACUCCACUCCGGUCCAUUUCUGUUCUUUACAUAGAGACGGCGCUCACAGAGAUCACAGAGAAUGUGAAGGUUAUGUUAGUUUCCAGCAAAUAAAGGACACUUGACCGUCAACGAGCAGCAGAUAUAUUGUGUUGUUUUGUUCCAUCCAUCGGCGUCAAAUGAAAUGAAUUCAAACACAGACCAGAACUCACUGCCAGCCACUGUGGUGUCACAUUCUUUUGGAGGAACAAAAGGUUUUAUUUUAACAAUGUUUUUGUUAAUGGUGGUCUCAGACGGCCUGAACAGCAAAUAUGAGCCGCGGAUGUGGAAGCAAGGAGAAACCGAACUUCGACGGAGGAACUAAGGCUGCAAAAGGAAUUCCACAAACUUGAAAAACGGAGCAGUGAAAGCUGAUCAGUCUUUUUAUUUGUUGCCAGUAGGAUUAUACUCUACGUUCCUGCAUUUUUAUUUUUUUUUUUAAAUAUCAAAUUCACUAAACUCAUCUCGUCUUUAUACUGUAACUGUGAAACUGUGAUGGCCAAAACUACAGUGAUUUCUCCUUUUCUGUUUGGACUUUUCGACACAUCCACAAAAAUACUGCGUUCUAUUUGGAAAAACUGCUUGAAAAACAGCGUUUUUUUCCAAACUAAAUACACUGUAAACAUAUUUCUAUACACUGGUUGCAGAGGCGAAAAUAUGGAUUUUUAUACACUGGUUUUCCCAUUCAGAUCAUCAUCAAGCAAGUUGUUAAUUAGGUUUAACGAGUGAAGAGUGGUUCACCCUUUGAUUGGAAGGGUAGUCGGGGGAAUUGCGUAAUAGUGUCAUAAGACAAGCAGCUGAGUGAAUGGAAUAAAAUGGCGACCAUAGAUUGAGAGCGAAGACCUUAAGGAAUGAU
Solea senegalensis (Senegalese sole) is the source of this 5300-nucleotide messenger RNA. Its product is annotated as receptor tyrosine-protein kinase erbB-4-like. Gene Ontology annotation, cellular component: signaling receptor complex; basal plasma membrane. The record is from RefSeq and is a predicted model, not a curated record. NCBI's taxonomy places the organism in Eukaryota, Metazoa, Chordata, Actinopteri, Pleuronectiformes, Soleidae. Gene Ontology annotation, biological process: protein phosphorylation; cell surface receptor protein tyrosine kinase signaling pathway; positive regulation of cell population proliferation. Bases 1 to 4215 code for a protein of 1404 amino acids. Gene Ontology annotation, molecular function: epidermal growth factor receptor binding; ATP binding; transmembrane receptor protein tyrosine kinase activity. The transcript has 28 exons.